Molecule: messenger RNA, 708 nt
Organism: Penicillium hordei
Lineage: Eukaryota; Fungi; Ascomycota; Eurotiomycetes; Eurotiales; Aspergillaceae
Exons: 1
Coding region: 1-708 (235 amino acids)
Source: RefSeq, a predicted model, not a curated record
AUGACGCUCUUUCGCGGAUCCAAACCUAAAUAUGACCAACUUCCCAACGAUACUUCGCCAGUCAGUAUCCAAAGGCAGAGAAGGUCACGCGUGACACGUUGGCUGCUUUACUGCGUCGUGAUACCGUGCAACAUCAUACUCGUCGCCUUAGGUCUCUAUGGCCUCACAUCAUUUUUCAUCGCGGGGAAGUUUCCAGCCGUCACGGCUAUCUCUUGCGACUGUGGAGCAACUGUAGAUGAGGCCGUAGCUAUGGGUUGCAAAUACGACGCCCUCUCCGUGUCGUGGCUUCCGCCACGGUGCCGGGAUGACGAGCUAACGGCCGAGUUCAACCAGGCCAGUCCGGGCGGCGAAUGGCUGUACUGGGCUGAUCGAAACGGAACUGAACUGCUCACACUCCAGCAAGUGUCAGCGUUGGCUGACAAGCCGCUGGAAGAGGCUCAGUUCUGGACCACCUUCGGGUGGCAUGUGAGCCACUGCUCGUUCUACUGGCGAAAAGAGUACAGGAUGAGGCAGAAAGGCUUAGAGGUCGAGCAUCGUUACGACAGGGAAAGCCACAUCAAACAUUGCCAGAUGGCAUUCAUGUCGAGGGUGGCUCUUGAUGAGAUGAAUACCAGGGCGGCCGUUGGGCUGGGUGGAGAUAGAGUUGGAACAGUCAGAACAGAGGCCCAGGAGGGAAAUGAGCAUCAGCAACAACAUAAUCACCGUUGA